GUAUAUCCAUUAAGAACAACGUUAAACAAGUUAUUCUUGGAUAUAAAGAUAGAAAAACAUAAGAGUAUUGGUGAGUGAAGAAAAAUUAGAAUAUAGAAGAAUAUGUAUGUGACUAGGCCUCUUUCGUUGUUAAAAAAGUCUUCAGAGGCUCUCUCAUUACCUCCACCUGAAGGACCAAAUUCUGGUAUUCUUGUAAUUCAAGAUGAUGAUUUGGAACCAACCUCUUGUUUUGGGUUGGGAAAGUAUCAUGAAGUUAAGGAGUUACCUUUUCCACAAAACAUGAACCUUGAGUUGUUCUAUAGAUCAGGCGUUUCACUCAACCGAGCUACUCGUUAUCAUCAUGUUGCCUUCAUUCCAGUUGUUAAUCAGCCAUUGUCUUCCAAUAAAUACUAUGUUAUUCAUCUUCAAGGGAAGAAAAGAGGGGAAGCAUACAUUAAUUCAAAGGAGGAAGAUGUGGACACAUUCUGUUUCUACAAUUCUGUCUCUGAUGUGCCACUACAUCCAAUAGAUAUCAAUGACACAAAUCAUGAGUUUGAGAUGUAUCCUCGUAGAAGCAAAGUUAGUUUAAGGAGUGGUUUCUCGGCUAAAUCAGUUUCUCCAGAAGGAUAUCCUCCAAGGUUUUUAAGUAGAAGGUGGAAAUUGAGUGCUUCAACAUCAUCAACUGAUUCAAGUCUUGGAGAAGCAUCAGGUAUAGAUGAAUCCCUCCGUGUGAUUAAACCAGAAUUUGAAUUCUCCAUAUCAAACAGAUUUUCAAAAAGUGUUGUUGUUGGAAAAUGGUAUUGUCCCUUUAUGUUUAUCAAGGAAGGAACUCACAGAACAUUGAAAGAAGAAAUGAGAAAAUCAAUGUUUUAUGAGAUGACACUAGAGCAGAAAUGGGAACAAGUGUUUUCAUGUGAGAAUGAUGAUGAUAGGAGGGGAAAAAACACUGUGAAUGUUGAUGCUGUUGUUCAAAAGGAAGUUGUUGUGGUUUCUGGAUGGGAAGCUAUAAUGGAUGUAGUAGCUGAAGAUUUUUUAUGGUUUAAUAGUUUCAACAAUGUUGGAGAAAAGAAUAGUGUUGGAUUGAGUAUGGCAAUAGUUGAGAGAAUGAAGUGGGAGCAAGAAAGGGUUGGAUGGAUUGGAGGAAAAGAAAAGGAAAUUAGAAUUAAGAAAGUGGAAGAAUUUGAAGGGAGUAAUAAUGGAUGGAAGAAAUUUGGAUGUUAUGUGUUGGUUGAGACUUUUGUAUUGAAGAGAUUGGAUGGAAGUGUUGUAUUGACUUAUGCUUUCAAACACAGUCAUCAAUUAAGAAGCAAAUGGGAAUGAUUGUUACGAGAAAAAUAAAUGGAUAGGUUUGUAGUAUUCAUAUUCAAUUUUUAUGUGGUCUGGUUAAUUAACAAGAAAAAUUUGUUCAUUCAUUCAGAUUUGCAGAGUAAUAUUGAUAUUGCAGAUUAUAUACAAGAAUAAACUAUUGAACAUA
Messenger RNA from Cicer arietinum (chickpea), 1453 nucleotides. RefSeq lists its product as uncharacterized. NCBI's taxonomy places the organism in Eukaryota, Viridiplantae, Streptophyta, Magnoliopsida, Fabales, Fabaceae. The record is from RefSeq and is a predicted model, not a curated record.